UUCCUGUGGAAGAGACAGCACAUGUCAGGCAUUAGACUGAUAUGAUGUGGAAACGGAUAUGAAAUGAACCAAACGUCGUACUGUCUCUUCAGUAGACUGUACUGCAGUUAAAAGUGUUUUUGGAUCGUUCCGCAGACAAAACACUGGAAAAAAAUGUGUUCAAGAAUAUUCAGUUGACAAAACACUCCAGACAACAUGAGUUGUUGAAAAUCAGAUGGGAUCUAGGAGUUUUAUACAGCUUUACCGUGCAUGCCAUUGAAGAGAUAGAGCAUGCAAAAUUUCAAGGUGAAUUCAGGAAGUCUGUUAUGCAUGUGAACGAAAUGCACGAAAUUAUCAGGAUGACCAAAUACUAUACGUGACAUCAUCUCACGUUCUCUAACAGAAUAGUGGCACGCGGACACUCUUCAUCAUCACCGUGACGCACUCACUAGCAACCGCCACACAACACUUACAGUGUGUUGGAGACUACUGCGGGCUUCAAAAAAUUCAGCCAACACGACAUGGAGCAGUUUCCACAGAAAUUUAGUAAAGUGCUGGUGACACCUGACCCGCAGUACAUCCCAGGGUAUGCAGGCUACUGUCCUCAGCUGAAGUAUCAUGUGGGCCAGUCAUAUGGUCGGUUAACAGCAAAGCUCCUGACUUCUCCAGACGUGUCCCGCUCAAAGAGGCUUGUGCUCCAAACCGGCCACUUCCCAUCCACAGAGAAUGACAACGGGCCGCGCGACGAGAUCUGGAGGAGCCGACAUGAAGGAAGGAGGAACCUGGAGAAAAUUAUACCAGGAUACACAGGUUUUGUACCAUUGCGUCAAAACUACUUCUGCAAAACAUAUGCAGAAACGUGUCGAGAGGCGCUAUCAGAAUUUAACCAGAAACAAGAGAGAAGGCUUCGUACAGCCUCUGCUGAUCUGCCUCCUGAUGUCAACAGCAGUGUCCCAGACUUCAAACCUAGAAGGUUGAACACACCUCUGAUAGCCAUAUCUAAAGAUCCUGCACCGUAUAAGGCCCCGGACCCCUGGAAGCCACAAGGCUCUCCGUACCUCAUGGAGGAUAGCAGCCCACAUAAGUAUUUCAUCUCAGGCUUUACUGGCUAUGUCCCCAAAGCCCGGUUCCUCUUCGGGGCUGGAUAUCCCAUCACCACCAACAAGGCACUGAUCCAGUUUGGUAAGGAAAUGAAAGCAGGUCAAACUUCCCUCGGCUUGCCAGAGGAGGAGACCAGCGGCUUGCCUAUGAUCACCACAAUAUACCCCUCCAAAACAGGUCUCCUACCCUCCUACACAGGGCACAUACCAGGAUACAGGUUUCAAUAUGGCCAUACAUUUGGGCAGCUCACUAAUAAUGCUUUGGGGCUGACUGGUACACAGAGGAAGAAAAGUGGGGAAAACAGACUGAACUGAAGACCCAGCUGUGCAACUGAAAACAGUUAUUACACAUAACACAUCUAAGGGCAAAUAAAGGCAUUUGGUCAGCUAAUAAGCAACAUGUUGUAGCUGUUGAGUUUAACCUAAAAUCUUGUUUAUAGUUAUACCAUGGGUCUAUUGAAUGGUUGAUUCUGAUUGGUUGACGGACUUUCUAAAGUGCGCAAUUAUUUUUCAAGUAAACGAACAGCUAUGAAGAAGUUCCAGGCAGGGGCGUAGAUUCUGGGGGGGAUUGGGGUAUGGGGUAACCCCCCCAAUAAUCAAAACAAGCAAUAUUUAUACCAUGAUCAAUGGAAACAUGUAAAUGCUUCACACUGCAACCCCCCAAAUGUUCAAGUCAAAUCUACGCCCUUGGUUCCAGGUCUUGACCGCAUAACGGUUCCAUAUUAUUUCGCCAAAUUAUUUCAGUUAUUUCAAAGAGCCCUACAGGCUACCACAACAAAAUAACCAAUUAAAACAAAGACACUGGUUAAGUACAUCGGAUAAGAAUGACAAACAAUGUCUAUAAUAUCCUAAAUUUAUUUCAAUUUCAAUUGAAAAGCAUCCUUGGGCUCCCUCUCUUUCUUUCUCUCACUCUCUCUUUCGCUCUCGUCUCACCCACCCACACACACACAUUGAGACUCGAGUUGCGACCAACAAAUAGAGCCGCACCCCCCAUGACUUGAUCAAUACAACAGUUUCUAUUAUCCGAAAUAACUUUUAAUAUGUGAAACGUUUUAUGUUUCAGUGUAUUUCACCCUAAUCAGCCUCACAUAGCUAUAGUGGAAAGCACCGCGCUACCCUUCACCCUCUCUUUCGCUCUCACACAAACUCUCUCAGAAGCAAAGUCAGUGCACCCCCACGACUUUGCCAUUGUAAACAGUUGUUUAGCAAUGCAAAAGCUGUACAAAAAUGGUGACAGUCGCUGCAGCUGAGACUUAAACUUACACUUUGUCGAUUUGAAGUGAUGUUAUUCCCUGACGAGAGCCACUUUAAACACAGGUAAUUUCACACACGGUCUCUCUCAGUUUCUCUCUUUUUCUCGCACACACACACACACACACACACAAACAAACUUGUUACUCCAAUGCCAAAAAGCAGCACAUCCACAUCUAAAGUGACGUUUUCAAACUAGCGAUACAGGCUUGAGCUGUAUCAAAGCUAGAUACACUUGAUCAACACAACAGUUUCUAUAUUAUCUGAAAUAUCUGUGAAAAACACCCUCGCGCUCCCCCUCCCCCUCUCUUAAGAUCUCUGAUACACGUGGACACACAUAUGCAUUAUGCACACACUUACUUUCGAACAAAUGCGCACACCUGCAUCUCAGUAGGGUUGAGAACAGUUGUUAAGGUUUAUAUCAGAGAAGUGAUAUACAAAAAUGGUGACACUCGCUGCCUCUGAGAAGUGUAUAAACUUACAUCUUGCCGAUUUUGAAGCGAUGUUACUUCUGACGAGAGCUGCAUCUAAAAAGGUAAUCCCAGAAGCGAUCUCUCUCAGUUUAUGAGUUUCUCUAUUUCGAUCCCUAAAAAACAAACUCAGACACACACACACGCACAAACGCACUACAUUAUUACUCCAGUAAAGCAGCUCAAGCCUCGCUAUCCUCCGUUGCUAGUUCUAAAGUGAUGUUUUCGAACUAGCAACGAUGGCUCGAACUGUAUCAAAGCAAGACACUGAAUCCACGGUGGAAGUAAGUAGUUCCAAUCACAAGAGCGUUUUAGGGACAAAAACCAGAAAAUGUCUUGAGAUAAAAUCCUGAACGAUGCCUUAAGUUAUGGUAACUGUGGUAUAAGCGGAAUAAUUGACUCUGGCCCGUUGAAUUAUUGAAAAUUAAUGCACACCCAAGGUGU
Molecule: messenger RNA, 3244 nt
Organism: Myxocyprinus asiaticus (Chinese sucker)
Lineage: Eukaryota; Metazoa; Chordata; Actinopteri; Cypriniformes; Catostomidae
Product: protein FAM166B-like
Exons: 8
Coding region: 501-1394 (297 amino acids)
Source: RefSeq, a predicted model, not a curated record